Messenger RNA from Leptopilina heterotoma, 1805 nucleotides. RefSeq names its product glucose dehydrogenase [FAD, quinone]-like. Bases 57 to 1805 code for a protein of 582 amino acids. NCBI's taxonomy places the organism in Eukaryota, Metazoa, Arthropoda, Insecta, Hymenoptera, Figitidae. Gene Ontology annotation, molecular function: oxidoreductase activity, acting on CH-OH group of donors; flavin adenine dinucleotide binding. The transcript is spliced from 5 exons. The record is from RefSeq and is a predicted model, not a curated record.
AUUCGUUGGUGUACAUUCGAAUUAAGCCGCUUAUUUAUUCAAUUUACGCAUUGAGAAUGCUCUCAGUUUUAUCAGAAAUAUGCACAUAUCUUUACGCUAUGAUACUUCUUUUUCUAUGGAAUUUCUCCGUGGAUGAUAAGUAUAAUAAGCAAAUAAAAAUAGAACCCGAACAAUAUGAUUUCAUCAUUAUUGGUGGAGGAAGUGCAGGAUGCGUUCUGGCAAAUAGACUCACGGAAAUUGAAGAUUGGAAAGUUUUAUUAUUGGAAGCAGGAAAAGAAGAACCAAUGAUAACCGAUAUUCCCGGAUAUGUUUAUGAAUUAGUAAAUUCACCUCAAAUCAAUUGGAAAUAUAAGACACAAUCAGAAAAGAACAAUGAGUCAGAACAAAUUAAAAGCAUCUCAAUUGCACGUGGUAAAGUAAUGGGUGGAUCAAGUGCAAUAAAUAUGAUGGUUUAUAUUCGAGGUAAUCGAGAAGAUUAUAAUUCCUGGGAAAGAAUGGGAAAUCCUCAAUGGAAUUAUAAUGCAGUAUUGCCAUAUUUUUUGAAAUCAGAAAAUAAUCUUGAUAAAGAGGUAGUAAAAGAAAAUCCAGAUUAUCACCGCACGGGAGGAUAUCUGUCAGUUGAGUCAUAUCCUUUUACACCAGAAAUAAGAGACUCUUUGCAAAAAGCUUUUCAAGAAAUAGGAUACAGUGCGAAGGAUGCAAAUGCCGCUCGACAAUUGGGUUUAUCAUUUGGUCAGCAGACAACAAAUAAUCGCAUUCGUCAAAGUGCAAAUACUGCUUUUCUUCGACCAAUAAGAGCUUCAAGAAAUAAUUUAUUUAUCAAAAGUGAAUCGUACAUAACGAAAAUUAUCAUCGAUGAAAAAACAAAGAAAGCCAAAGGUGUAAAAUACACUGAUUCUAAAACUCGUAAAACAAAAACAGUUUUCGCAAAACGAGAAAUAAUUCUUUCCGCAGGAGUCAUUAAUUCACCGCAACUAUUAAUGAUCUCCGGAAUAGGACCCAGUGAAGAGCUCAAGAAACACAAUAUUCAAGUAAUACAGAAUCUCUCAGUUGGACACAAUCUUCACGAUCAUGUGACAUUCACAGGUGUUUCUACAACACUCAGGAAAAAUAUCUCAUCAAAUGUAAAUUGCGAGAAAAGUACAGAAAAUUUAUUCGACUACUUCAAAUCAAAAGAUGGACCACUAUCUCUAACUAGAUAUAAAAUUGUCAAUGGAUUUGUCCGAACAGAAUAUGAGGAGACUGAUGACGAAACACCAGAUAUACAAUUGAUUUUUAGAGAAUUAAAUGAAAAUCAAGUACGCAUUGCACCUGUAUUAUUGACACCAAAAAGUAGGGGAUUCAUUAAAUUAAAUGCGACAGAUCCAGUGAGAGGUGCACCACUAAUAUACGCGGGAUACUAUUCACAAAAAUUGGAUAAAAAACGUAUGAUAUCGGGAAUUCGAAUCGCUCUUCGAUUACUCAAUUCAACGGAGUUCAAGAAACGUAAUUUUCAAAUUGAUCAGACAUCACUGCCACCUUGUCAGGAUAAAAGAUUCAAUUCCGACGAAUAUUGGGAAUGUAUUUUGGAAAAUUUUCUUGAUACUCUUAAUCAUUCGGUGGGUACGUGUAAAAUGGGUCCAGAAGAUGAUAGCGAAGCUGUCGUUGAUUCACGACUGCGAGUUUAUGGAAUUCAAGGCCUUCGUGUUAUUGACGCUUCGAUUAUGCCGAUUGUCACUAGAGGCAAUACAAAUGCACCGACGAUUAUGAUUGCUGAGAAGGGCAGCGAUAUGAUUAAAGAAGACUGGUCUCGGAAGAAAGGAUAA